AGGUUUGUCGUUAAUAUGCACUGCUUUGGUUUGUGAUCCGAUACAACCAAUCACUCAACUAUCUACUUCUAUCAUUACUAGGCAGGACUUGGCUGAUACCAAUUCCACUGCUUCUUGAAAGUUCUGAAAAUAGAAGUACUCAUUUGCAUAUCAUUCUACACCCGUAAAUUUCCCUAUUAGCCACAUUAUCUCAAUCUCCAUGUUUUUCUACAUAAAAACAACAAGAACUACAUACCACUCAUACGCAAGAUACAACUCCUGCUCCUAAAACCCAACAUAACAAAAAACCAUGGCGCCUGCUACUAAAUCACAAUUUCCUUAUCCACAAGACUGGAUUGAGGAAGCUGAAGAUUUCCUCUCCGAGACGGAGGAGAUCGAGGGAAAAUUCGAGAAGCCAAAAUUCCCCGAUACCCUUAUGGUCUGCAACUUGCCGAGGGUAAUCAUCUUUCUAUUAGAGUUUGAUGAAGAAGAUGAUGCUCAUUAUGAGAUCAUUUUCCUCUGUAGUUGCCUUCAUUUCGAACAUCAAGGACCUGUCCAUCUUUGUUUCUACCAUCAUUAAUUGAAGAUCGCAGCUUUUACACUUGCAAAUUUAUCUCAAUCUCUUGUUCACCUUGUCGUCCGUGUACUAUACGUAUAUUAGGUAUCGCAAGAAGGCGAGAAAGGCGAUGAAUUCGCCAAGCUUAAGAAGGCGAUUAACAAAAAGCUUGGAAAGACUGAGGAGGAACCAGGCUUCGAAGUCGAAAUGUGGAUCAACAAAGAGACUGGAACUACAGACGGCGUCGCUUUUUUGAAGUUUCCGAACAAGAACGAACUGGAGAAGGCGAGGAAAAGAAUCGAUGGAUUCAAGAUGGGAAAGGUAUACAAGAUUCUUGAUCAUUGUAGUGGUGAUUUGUUGUUCAAAAUUCAUUCGGAAGGCGAAAAAUAUAGCUUUCAGAUGAACUUUAUUAAGUGUAAGAUUGAGAACAAGUGCUCUACGUUGGCUAAAGAGUUGAACUUUCUCUGAAGAAUUUGCUAUCUGCAUCCUCUCCAAAUCUCGAACCACAACAGAAACUCGCUGCCAUUCCUAUGGAUGACUUUGACUCCCUGAUGGAGUUGCCGGGAACAUUCCAGCAAGCUCAGAAGAAGUCAGCCGCAGCACCCAAGCUCGCUUUCCUAAACGACUGCAACAGCUGGCUUUUGGACGACAAGGGUCGUGAACAGUUGUGCCUUCGUUAUCAACAAGACACAGAAAUCUAUUGGCUGGAUCCUUUGGAGACAUUGGCGCCAUACUACACCGGUCAGAGGGAGAAAGCGAGCGGACGAGUGUGGUGCGACUGGAAGGUAAGAACGAGUUUCAUUUCAUCCGACAUCUGCCCCAAUCGACGUUUGUAACUUUCGAUUAAUUAUGAAGCGAACGAUUAACUAUGAAGCGUAUUUUCAGCUUCUCCGUUACGUCAUUCUUUCGACUUAAACUAGUACUUCCUGUUUCUGUUUCACGAGGACACCAUGAUCACUUUGAUGAAUGGUUCCGGUAUUUGGUAACCUGAAUUUGAUCAUAAGGGAAAACAACAAGAGAACCCUCGUGAUCUAAUUCAGGUUACCAAAUAAAACCAGAACCAUAUUAGAUAUGACGUUCAACAUAUUACGAUCCGCACUACAACAGGUAUCCUGGUCUCCCCACGGUUCUUUCCUCGUGACCAUGCACAAACCUGGUCUCGCCCUUUGGGGUGGGGACGAAAUGGUCCAGAAGAGAAAAUUGAUGCACCCAGGCGUGCAAGAGCUCAUGUUCUCUCCAUCUGAGCAGUACCUCAUCACGUGGAACGGUGCUAAUCCCGACGAAGAUAAAGCAGCGUAUCGUAUUUGGGAUGUGAAGACUGGAGCCGUCUUGAAGGAGAUCGGCACUCCGAAGUUUAGCCCAAGUGGAGUUCAUGGUAUGCAUGUUACUAUAAGUAUAAGGGUUUUUUAGAUUAAGAUUUAUUAGUGCUAUUUUUUACUUUUAGAUUCGUGUUCAUGAUCUUGUCCUCGUUGACGUUCUCCUGCUAAAUGAAAUAGAAAUACGAUUAUCUACUCUAGCUCAGCGUUUUCACUUGCGGUUGAAACACCUUGAAGAACUACAAAUAUUGACUCAUCCUCGUCCCAACAUCGUCUACCCCAGAACACCAUCAACACACAACCAACAACAACAACAACUACGGAACCCUUGUCAUCAAUCCAUUGACAGACGCCUUCCCGCAUCUUUUGUUUUCGCCGGAUAGCAAGCUCUUUGCGCGAUGCACUGAGCGAGAGAUUCACAUCCACGGACUUCCGUCAUGUGCGCCAUGGAAGCGACCAGGCAUGAACGAGCAUGUGCCAUUUCGAUUCGAAAACGGCAUCUCAAGCUUUCAGUGGUCCCCGAAGGACAACGUCAUCGCAGUCUUCUCCCCACAAGUCAACGACUCACCAAGUUGUUUGACAGUUGUGAACGCGGAAACGGGAGAAAUGUACUUCUUACGUGAAUUUGAAGUCUGAAGAUACUGAUGUCGAUAGAGCUGCAUCGUUUGAAGUUGUUCGAGUCGUGUGUAUUCGAGUCCAAAAUAGUGAUUUUUAUGGUGAUAUUUUCUAAAACUCGAACAAGAACUAGAUCUUUCUCAAAACUAGACACGAUCACAAUCCCAUCUGCGAACCACCACCACAACGACAACAGCUUGAAUAACAAAUCCCGGUUGAACUUCAACGCGACUAUGCACUGGCAAAGUGAGGGGGACUUCCUCUGUGUCGUCCUCACGAAGAAGGGCAAGGUCAAGGACGGAAAGGAAACCGCUGGCGGAAAAGCGAAGAAUCUCGAUAUUCUUCGACUCAGAGAAAAGAAUAUCCCAGUCGAGACAUUGGACGUCGAAGAAGGAAUUAAGGGUACGACUGAACUAGCUCAUUGUUAUAUAUUUGUAGCAGGGUAACGAUGUCUUUGCUUAUGGUUCUGAAGUAGACCAGUGACGAAUUAUUUUUCUGAAGUAGACCAGUGACGAAUUACAAUUACCAGAACAUAGUCUCACAACAACACCAACACGAUUUCCCCUCGAUCAAUCUCAAAACUCUGAUUCAACAAAGCCCCAGCCCAACCAUCAACAACCAUCAAUCAACAUUACACCUACAGGCUUCUUCUGGGAGCCAAAGAGCAACCGAUUUGCUAUGCUCUCUGAGGCUGGUGCCGGAAAGACUAUGCUUUCGUUCUACAGUCUAGCAAACAGCAAGUGUGAACAGGUAGCGACAUUUGAGUUGACCAGUCAGGCGUACAACAAGGUCUACUGGUGCCCAGAGGGCCAGUACUUUGUCGUCGCAGCUAUCGGCAGCGGAGAACUUAUGUGGGGAAGGUAUAGAUACACAUUGUUGCACACACGAUAAAAGAACAUUGUUGUACUUGACAGGGAUUGAAAUCUCAAGAAGAAAACAAGAACUCUCCCACAACUACUUCUAGACAAGACUCCUCACGACAACUACUUCCAGACAACUCGUUUCUUUUACAACUACAAAUAAACAGACUCCUUCCAGACAAGACUGAAAACGCUAUGGAAUUGCUGUACAAAGACGAGCAAGUGAAUCUCACACACGUCGAGUGGGAUGCGAGGGGGCGAUAUGUGCUCACUUCCGUCGCUCAACCAAUCGACCCAGCAGCAAGAGACUUCAGCAUGAGCCAGGACGCUGGAUUCUCAUUGUGGACUUUUCAGGUAUAUUCUAACUUUAAGACUUGUUCUUACCACUUUGCUAUGCUGAUACAACUUCCCCCUGUUCGAAUGAUCUUUGAGGACGAUAAUUGAAUAGAUUGCUUAUCCCCUUAUCAGGCUUUCCACUUCCACGGCCGUUUCCAAUCUUGGAGGCACACUGCUGGAAUUGUUUUGUCCCCUCAUUAGGCUCGGAGUACUAAAUGGGACACCAUGAAUGAACAAUGCCAAUCUCUUUAUCCACACUCAACACAGGGCCGUCCUCUCCACCAAGAGUCUCUUGAGAAGCUGUAUUCCGUCCACUUCCGACCCACUCCUCCUAAGCUCCUAGAAGAGUCCGAAGAAGCCGAAGUCCGCCGAACGCUGAAGCAACACUCUAGGCGGUUUGAGCAGUUGGAUGAUGAAGCUAGGACACGUGCCAGACGUGAAGAACGCGAGAAGAAGGAGAAGCACAUUUCAGAGUUUAAGACUAUCUGCAACUUGUUGAACACGAACUACAUGAAGCAUGCGACGGCGAUUGGAUGGGAAGCGGCGCAGGCCGACUACAAGGAGCGCCACCGAUGGCGUGAUGUGACGGAACUGCAAGAAGAAAUAGUAUCCACGAAGGAAGAACAGAUUGAAUUCUCCUAAGAAGGAGUUGUUGUGGGGGGAAGAGGAAUUCCAUCUUGUUGUUGUUCCGAAGAAAUAAGGAGCAUGACUAGUACUAGCAAAAGUAGAUUUCGUCGAUGCGUGUGAGGCGGCGAGAUCAUCGUGCUGUCAUCUGGAGCUAGCAGCUACCGUGCUGGGCGAGUUGUACGGUGUCAUGGUUAGCCUCCAUCUGUGUCAUACGGAUGUACUACUAGCAUCCUCUUCGUAUACAACCGGUUGUAAAUACUAAACUUCACUUUGCAGAACUUCUAGUUUCAUACCAUGUUUAGCGUCUUCGUGGCGCGAGGAGAUCCUGUGUUUCAUUUACAUUGCAAAAAAUCUGUCACUCUGUAAGUAAUCAAGGAAAUCGAAAUGUGAAUGUGUUGUUUUUACUCAAUGUCAUUGCGUCCUUCGUGUAACAGGAAGGAUGAGCAACGCUGACAAGGUGCUCAUCUUGGUUAUGGUUUUCAUCAUAGACAUAAUCAUAAGAAACGCAGUAGAAUAGAGCAAUGGUCGGCUUCUCGGUGGCUGUUAAGCAGAUAUAAAUGAUUUCUUGAUGUAUCUAACGUAUCUCACUUACUAUGCAUGUUUUAUCAGACGCAGAUCAAUCACCUACUCCGCCAUGAGAUCCACCUAAGUUUCAGAUGCAGGAGCAACAAGGCGAAGCAGGGUAUAAGCGAAAAAGUACAUACAAGAUUUUUAUCACUUUUACAACCAAAUCAUAACCAAUGAAUUUCAGCAUCAUCCGUCAAACUCAUCACGAAAACCUUUCACCAAUUCGCAAAAUAAAGCAAAUCAGACAUCAUUGAAAUUGUAACCUAGUCCAACGAAAAGUAGCCCUUAGUCGACGGUGGGAGUACGUCGAAUUGGGCCGCCGAUAACGACGAGAUUUAUUAAAUUAUCAGUUGCAUUAUGAUUAUGAGCAUCAGCAUUUCGAAGAAUCUGCAGGGCGGAG
This is a messenger RNA of Amoebophrya sp. A25, 5256 nucleotides long. Lineage: Eukaryota; Dinophyceae; Syndiniales; Amoebophryaceae. The record is from the annotation of a GenBank genome assembly.